This is a messenger RNA of Morus notabilis, 1747 nucleotides long. RefSeq names its product 3-hydroxyisobutyryl-CoA hydrolase-like protein 5. Lineage: Eukaryota; Viridiplantae; Streptophyta; Magnoliopsida; Rosales; Moraceae. Gene Ontology annotation, molecular function: 3-hydroxyisobutyryl-CoA hydrolase activity. The transcript is spliced from 16 exons. Gene Ontology annotation, biological process: L-valine catabolic process. The record is from RefSeq and is a predicted model, not a curated record. The coding region runs from base 280 to 1446 and encodes 388 amino acids.
UGUUAAAGUGUAUAGUGUGGUGUUGGGUAGGUGGGCGUAUAGGAAUAAAACUAAUCUAACGAGGUCCAUCGUACCUACCAAACCGACCAAACUCAGCAGCUACCCUUCCAAGUCUCUCUCCAUAAACUCAAUUCGUCACUCACCAACUUCUGCGUUUUCUCUCUUCUUCUCCAAUACAUAUAAUUAAAGUGCAACUUCUGCUAUUUCUGUUAAUCUUCUCUCCUGUUUCACCGUUUUCUGGGUUCAGCUUGUUGACUUCAAAGUCAACUGCACAUAUAAAUGGCGCAGGAAGUGGCAAAUACAAGUGAAGAGGUUCUUCUUGGAGAAGAAAUAGAGCACGUGAGAUUGAUCACGCUGAACCGGCCGCGUCAUUUGAAUAUCAUCUCUUCAAGAGUGGUUUCUCUGAUAGCAGAAUACUUGGAAAAGUGGGAAAAAGAUGACAACGCUGAGCUUGUUAUAAUCAAGGGAGCGGGCCGGGCUUUUUCAGCUGGUGGAGACUUAAGAAUGUUUUAUGAUGGCAGGACACAAAAGGAUUCAUGCCUUGAAGUGGCUUAUAGAUUUUAUUGGCUUUGCAAUCACAUUCAUACAUACAAGAAAACCCAGGUUGCUCUUGCUCAUGGAAUAUCGAUAGGUGGAGGUGCAUCGUUAAUGGUCCCAUUGAAGUUCUCGGUUGUCACAGAAAAAACUGUCUUUGCUACUCCAGAAGCAAGUAUUGGGUUUCAUACUGAAUGUGGCUUCUCAUACAUCCAUUCUCAUCUCCCUGGGCGUUUGGGUGAAUAUUUGGCCUUAACAGGAGCAAGGUUAAAUGGUAAAGAAUUGGUUGCAGCCGGACUGGCGACUCAUUUCGUUCCUUUUGAGAAAAUUCCUGAGCUGGAGAAGCGUUUGGUGAGUUUAAAUUCUGGGAACGCUGAUGCAGUCAAAUCAGCAAUUGAAGAAUUUUCAGUGGAAGUUGAGCCUGAUGAAGACAGUGUCUUAAACAAGCAGUCAAUAAUUGAUGAGUGCUUCUCCAAGGAUACUGUGGCUGAGAUUAUAGAAUCAUUUGAAGUAGAGUCAAGAAAAGAAGGAAAUGGAUGGAUAGGCCCGGUUCUAAAAGGGCUGAAAAGAUCAUCCCCAACUGGAUUAAAAAUCACACUUAGAUCAAUUCGUGAAGGAAGGAAGCAAUCAUUGUCCGAGUGUCUGAAGAAGGAAUUUAGACUAACCAUAAACAUAUUACGAUCCACCAUAUCUGCUGAUGUGUAUGAGGGAAUUAGAGCUCUCACCAUUGACAAGGAUAAUUCUCCCAAGUGGGAUCCACCAACUCUAGACCAAGUGGAUGAUGAGAAAAUAGACCUAGUAUUUAAGCCGUUCGAAGAAAAUUUGGAGCUUCAGAUUCCAGAGAAGGAAGAGUGCAGGUGGGAUGGUAAAUAUGAGAAUUCAGCCUAUGCAAGUCUGAAGGUGACGGGAUAAGCAAGUCUGUCAUUGGCAUCUGCUUGUUAUUGUUCAUCAAAGUUAUUGCUUCUUCCGGAAUUGCAUCGUGUAUAUUCAUGAAGCUGAUUUUACUAUUAGCAAUGAAAACCAAUCACGAAUUUCUAUCUUUGUAACUUUUUUAUCAAAUUAAAUUUUCAUAUUUAUUUGCCUGUCAACCUCAAGAGAGCGUUGGGAACUUGAGUAUGGUAACGUGGUAUAUGAAACUUGACAAACUUUCCUUUGCAAGCGCAUGUAUGUGGUCGUUUGUCAAUAAUAUGAUCUUCACUAGAAUUAUGUGGUC